Macrobrachium nipponense is the source of this 6709-nucleotide messenger RNA. RefSeq lists its product as uncharacterized. The coding region runs from base 384 to 3215 and encodes 943 amino acids. NCBI's taxonomy places the organism in Eukaryota, Metazoa, Arthropoda, Malacostraca, Decapoda, Palaemonidae. Gene Ontology annotation, cellular component: plasma membrane. Gene Ontology annotation, molecular function: D-type glycerophospholipase activity. The transcript has 6 exons. Gene Ontology annotation, biological process: phospholipid catabolic process. The record is from RefSeq and is a predicted model, not a curated record.
CUGAUCAACUUCUCCACUUGAGCUGUGAGCAGUCUUAUGUGAAAUAGUGUCGGGAAAAGUACGUUGCGAAAUCUGUUCUCGAAAACGUGUGAGGAAUUUCCUUUUUUCUCGUCCGAGCGAGACCGAAGAGCGACAAGUACGCCAUCUUAAAGGUGUCUCUGUGUAGCACGAGUUCACCUACACACCUGGAUACCUGUGGAAGGUCAUCCAGAAAAGUCACGGCCCCCUUUGAAGUACCUCUUGUGAUCUACCUGUGCAGCUGCCAAGACUCCAGAUAUAAAGCAAAAUGAGGUGGGACGCCUUGGACGACGCUUUAAGUAGAGGGCCUUCCACGUCAACUCUGUCACCAUGUCUGGAAGAGGUCUCCGCAUAGCCCCGGCAUCAUGGUGGUGCUGUGUGGCCGCCUGGAGGUAGUGGUGGUGGAGGCGUUGGACCUCCCGAACCUUGAUCAGAACUUAUUGAGGCCCGAGGACAAGAGCGACCCUUACUGUGUGGUGGAAAUCCAGUCGGGAAGUGGCGGGUUACAUAAAGUCGGAAAAACUUUUACCAUAGACGACUGUCUCAAUCCCAAGUGGUAUUUCAAGUUAUCCUCUGAUGUGAACCAAGACGUGGCCGGACUUAGAUUUACAGUGAAAGACCGGGACUUGUUGUCGUCUGAUGUGAUAGGGACGUGUUUUUUACCUGUGCACACGUUCGUCAACAACAGUGCGCCGCAUCAUGCUGAACUGACUUUAGUGAAUCAGAAAGGGUUUGGAGCGGGUGUGUUAAAGGUUACGGCGUCAUUCCACGCGACUAGUCAGCCAGGUGUGACUAUCGGUGAUCGUGCGUACACGAAAGCCUCCGAAUUCAAAGAGCGCGUGUCGAGGAAAAUUCCCAAGUACGGAGAAUCUAUAAACUCAUUCGGCGACAUGGCUUUCUUACAUGGAAUUUUACAAUUGAAACUGGAAAGGGCGAAUAACCUGCCCAACCUCGACAGUUCCAUCCUCAGUCUAAGCAAGAAGGAUGUGUCUGAUCCAUUUGUUGUUGUGACCAUCGAGGACAUAGAUGGAGAGCCUUGGAAGAUUGCAACAACACAUGUUAUAGAUAAUAACCUCGACCCGAUCUGGGACGAAACCUUUCGUGUUGACAUCUGCCACGAUGUAGCGUCAAUUACCUUCACUGUGCGCGACAAAGAUUUCCUGUCAUCAGAGCAGAUUGGUUCCAUCUCCUUCCCUGUGAAUCUUGUGACCCAAGAAGAAGGUAUAAAUGGCACAUUCGACUUACUCAGAGAAAAUAAGAACAAGCGAGCUGGCACUCUUACACUGUCUAUGACUUAUUACCCUAAACAUGCUGUCCAAUCUACCUUUGAAGUGCCUGAUUGUCUGUUUCCCUUACGAGAGGAUAAUAACGUGAGAUUGUACCAGGAUACCCACUGUCCAUCUCUCCCCAUGCCUCUUCUCGAUGGAUCUGGUAAUGUGUACCAACCUCACAGUACAUGGAGAGAUAUUUACAGCACUAUCAUGGAAGCUACACAGUUCAUCUAUAUGGUUGGCUGGAGUAUUAGUGCUAAAAUCGCACUUCUCCGAGACGAGGGAGAUGAUAACCGCUGCCUCGGAGAGCUACUCAAGCAAAAGGCCUACGAAGGGGUGAGAGUGAGGUUGCUGCUGUGGGAUGAACUCACUUCUAACGACAUCAAAAAGAGUGGCGCCAUGAGCACCGAGGACGAGGAGACGGCCAACUUCUUCCGAGGUACCCCCGUUGUGGUGGUUUUGGCGCCACGCGACCGUCACUCGAAAGACAUGUUUUCUACCAAGAUGCAUUUCACAAUGCUGUGUUACACCCACCAUCAGAAGUGUGUGAUUGCUGAUGCACCCAUCGAAGAAUUGCCCGGUCAGAGAAAGGUGGUUGCAUACGUCGGGGGUCUAGAUUUAACAGGUGGGAGAUACGAUAGCCCAGAACAUCCUCUCUUCAGAACACUGACCAAGGAGCACAAGAAUGAUUUCCGGAACAGGGUCUUCCCAACGUUAACCAGUGCGAGCGGUCCGCGCCAGCCUUGGCACGACAUACAUAGUCGUGUAGAGGGACCGGCUGCUAUCGAUGUCCUCACUAACUUCCUUCAACGAUGGCAAAAACAAGCGACUGAACACCUCGAUGCUCUCGUUCCUUUACGCCAAAUGGACGGAAUAGCGGUAGAAUAUCGCUCCAGUGCACCAGACCGCUGGAACGUGCAAGUUUUCCGGUCCAUCAACUCGGACUCGGCCCAGUUUGACUGGACGUCUGGUAUUGGGCUCACCAAGAAGAAAGGAAGAGCCUUUGACAACAGUCUUCACCGGGCCUACAUUCACAAUAUUCGGCGAGCGCGCCGAUGCAUCUACAUUGAGAAUCAGUACUUCAUGGGAAGUAGUCACAUGUGGCCAGAAUGCAGAGACGCCAAAGCCGGCAAUCUCGUUCCACUGGAAAUUGCUACAAAGAUAGAAGACAAAAUCAAAGCAGGAGAACACUUCGUGGCUUACAUUAUUAUUCCCAUGAUUCCUGAGGGAAAACCAGCUGACAAGGUACCCCAGGAGAUUCUCCACUGGCAGUUACGUACAAUGCAGAUGAUGUACAGUCGUGUGGCAGCAGCUAUAAAGCAAGCAGGAAUUGAAGCCCAUCCUCAGGACUACUUACUUUUCCUUUGUCUCGGAAACAAAGAAGCCCCUGAAUGUGUCCCACCAGAAUUAGUACCUCCUGAAGACCCAGCUACAACACUGGCACAUGCAAACAGACGCCUUAUGAUUUAUGUCCACUCCAAGAUGGCUAUAUUUGAUGAUGAGUAUGUCAUUAUAGGAUCAGCUAACAUUAAUGAUCGAUCUUUGAGUGGUAACCGAGACACUGAAAUUGCUGUUGGAGCAUACCAACCAAUGCAUACAAGCACUGGCAAUCAGCUGGCCUUUGGAGAUGUGGCCAUAUUCCGUAGAGGUCUGUGGGCUGAACACAUGGGUUCAGCUGCACCAGUAGGAUUAGAUCCAGGAUCUGCAGAGUGUGCUCGCACAGUACGCCAGCUUGCCGAAGUGGCUCUCAGAGCCUACGUUGAACCAGGUGAUGCACCAACCCCACACCACCUGUUGAUGUAUCCACUUAAAGUGAACUUGGAUGGUACAGUUACUCCAAGACCAGAUUGUCCUACAUUCCCAGAUACUUGUGGAAGUGUAAUGGGUGCCAGAUCGAAGGUUUUCCCUAGCACACUAACCACAUAGAUCAGUAUGGUUAAUCCAAAUGGAAUUUUAAUCUAGUAGGAUUAAUCUAAAUGGAAUUUUAAUCUGUCCCUUUCUAAUCUAAUUGAUAGUGUACCAUAGUUUCAAGUUUGCUUCAUCUCUUUCUUGCUUUAGUGAUUUUUUUUUCAAGCACUGAAAUGAUGUUACUUUGGAUGUUUGAUUUUAUAACCCAGCCAUUUCUGAUAAAUAGUUGAGUUGAUUUCUUUAUAAAAAUAUGUCCAGAAUGAUUUAAUGGCAACUAUACCAGUUAAGAAUUGGUUUUUAAUUGAUCAAGGUGUGUCAUCAUCAAGUUAAUAAUGUUUAGGAAUAUUCAUUGUGUUUAAGCAGAGACAGCUAUUUUUCAUGGAUCAAAUAACUUAAAAGUUUUGCAUGUGUUUACUGAUGUGCAAACAGUAAUGCUUGUACGUAAUUCUAGUUGGGUUAGUAUAUCACCCAUCACUUCGAGGUCUACGAUGUUACAUACAUGUGUGUUGUUAAUCGGAUGGGACAAUUAAAAAUAUGGUUUUUAUUUUAAAAGAUAAAACAUUGCAUAUUGACAGUUGUGUCAGUUGUGUAUCAGUGACGUUCAUAAUGUCCAGUGACACUUAACAUGGUUAGUGACAAUUGUUUAAAUGAGCUUGCAUCAUUUUCAUCAUAAGAGAACUUAGUUCAUAGAACAGCCUCUGCGUCUCAUGCCUUUGCUGACUGUGAUUCAAAAUUGGCAUCCUUUUUAGUGUAGGACAGUGGCUCAAAUAGUACCAUGACAAGAUCAGAGAUUGUGCAAGAAUGCAAACCAACAGUAAUUAGACUGCUCUUUGCACUGCUAACUACUUAGGAUCAAGUAGUGGCUGGGCAUUUCCAACAUUGCUUUAAUUGUUGUGACAUGCAUUGAUUUUAAAACUUUUCUUGAAUGAUUUCUCUUUAACCCUGGCUUCAGCGUUCAUUGUGAUUACAUUUCCAGUGAUAACCUAAAAUAGCCUUAACAAAUAAUUAGUAGUAACAGUUUUGGCUAUCAGUGGAUCAACAAUGGCUGGGAAAGGUUGAGGAUUUUAACUAGCAAUUAUUUUAUGGUAAACACCUGUGCUUACUGCAGUCCCUUCCCAGUGCAGAUCCUGUGAUGAAAGGAAUAAUACUUUGUCUAACUGUUGGAAUGAUAAUUUUAUGUCGUUUACUGUCAUUCUAUAAACAAGUACACUGAAGUAAUUGCUUUUGCUGUCAACUUCCAGUAGUUCCACCCAAAACCCUUCACUGCAACACGGUUCAGUGUCCGACAUUUUUUAUUCUUGUUAAAAGCUUUUACUCUCCUGCCACUCUAGUUAGAGUUUAGGUGAAUUAAACACAGGUUGUAGCCUCACGCGCUACAAUCUGGUAAUACUAGUGACAAAUUAGUCCUUUCAUCUUAUUUUUAAAUAGGUUUAACUACUAAAUGAAAACAGUUUGUGCUCUCUCCAUUACUCCACAAGUAGCAGGCCAGGUUAUCAGGCAUUAAGUACUGCAACACUUGCACAGUAUUUUAAUUUACUCCACAUUUUUAUUUUAGUUUUUACUUUGUACUUUCUUUUUAGUUAAUUUAAUCUUUUAUAAACCAUUAGACAGGUAUCACGAAAGGUGAGCUGUUUCUGAUAAACUCAGAGUAAAGGAUUUUCCAUUUCCAAUGUGAUUUUACUGGAUACUAGAUGGAUUUUAUAAAAUAAAUGUUUAAAUGAAUAUUAGAUUAGAUUUCAAGCUGCAGUAGAAAAAUGUUCCUCAACAAAUCAGAUAUUUUUAAUCUUUGGUAUUCCACCGAAGAAAAAAUAGAGAAUAUGGUUGAUUGUUCAUCAGAGUAUAUAUAGAACUUACUGUCUUAAUUUUUCUUCAAUACAAUAUUUCAGUUAAACAUAUGAUAUCAUAUUCAGGAUUUCAUUCUUACUCACUUACUGGGACUUACCAUAGCACAAAUUUUAAUUUUCCUAAGUUUCACCUGUUUUAUUAUAACUGGCUUAAACAUUAGGUUUUAUAUCCUGUGUAAAAUUUAUUUUGAUCUUUGUGAACGAAGUAAAUUUAAAAAGAUUUAUGCAUAUUGCAUUAGAAAACGUAUUAAGGUGCACAAAAAUUGAUAAUUAUAAUAACUUAUAAAUUUUAUACCAGCAAUAUUGCAGUUUAGCAUUUUAAAUAUUUGCAACAACUUUGAACUUAGCUUUUUAGUAAUAUAAACUACUUUGGUAUUCUUAAUAAAUAAGCUCUUUUAAAUCUUGUAGUCAUAUUUUCUAGUUUUCAGCUACCCUGAACUCUCGAAGUUCAGUAUUUAAGAUUUAAAUUUUAUCAUAUGAAAAGUUUCAGGUCAUAACUUGUUUUGAACAUUGCUACUGAAAUGUCUUACCUAUAGUGAACUUUGCCAUUAAAAUAUUUUCUGCCCUAAAAUUAUUUAUAGAAUUCAAGCAGUCUCUAUACCUUAAAAACUUGGGUUUUUAUUCCUCAAAUGUUUUCAAGUAGUAACUGUAUUUUACAAUUUUGUGUAAUUAUUGCUUGAAAUUUUCCUUAGUACAUUUUAUUCUGUACAACGAUGAUUGUUAUUUUUUUUAUCUUAUGAUUAAUCUCUGUCUGUAGACACUUUUAUAACUUGAGGCUAUUAAUCAUGUGUAUAAUUAUUUUUUCUGGUUAAUUUCAAAGUAUAAAUUGUAAAAAUAACUCAACUUAACAAAUAUUUCUAAUUUAUGCUGUAAUAUGUAUUCAUUAAUUUAUGCUAGACUGAUUUAGAAUCUGUGUUCAUCUGUAUGUGGUACCAUUUUAUUAUACCAAACAAAUCAUUUCUCAUUUUUAUUGGCAGUGGAUUCACAAACAUUUUAAGAAAUUCUGGGAGUAUAUACAAGUGGUACAGUAUAUCACUCUACAGACUAUUUUUAUAUUUAUUGGCAAUGCCUUCUCAAGGGUUUAAGAAAAUAUUGUAAACGUUUAUACCCUAAUUCCGACUACUCUGUAUUCAUUACAUUAUUUUUAUUGGCAGUCCAUUCUCCCUGAUUUGUAACAUGGCAUAUCAUAAUUUAACAUAAAAAGAAAGUGCAUAAUCCUUAAUUGGCAAUGACUGAUUUCCAAUUUGUAUUAUUAACAUACAUUAUACUAAGUAUUAUGGGUGUGGUAUAUGACGGAAUUUUGAGAUGUUGGACAUGUAUCUUACAAACAUCAUUUUGUAUUGACCAUUUAGCUCCACAUUACUGUUUUUUUUCUCGUCUCAUAAUUCAAAAGGUUUGAUUAUUCCUUCCUUUACAGAGUUAAGAAUGGCCCUUAGUGGCCAAUUCAAGUUGCUGAAAUAUGUAGUUACCACAACAGUGAAGUAAUUGUAAAGACUGUAACGAAUUUUUUGGUGCUCGUCAUUAUUUGUGUUAUGAUGACCAUAAGAUCUCCACAUUACCUGACUAAAUUGUUUCGUCCAUAAACUCCAAGAACUUAUUCAGCAUAUCUCUUAAUACUGCUCUAUGUACUGUUGUUUAAAUUUUCUGGGAAUAAACUUGAAAAAUUAA